AUCAAAAAUCCCUCCCAUUUUCAUUUAUCUAUAUAUAUAAUACACUCGCACAACAUGUUCUUGUAAGAACGUGAAAGUCUCUAUCUUUUUUGCUUUCAAAUUCGAUCGAUCGAUAUACCGUUCAAAGAAUCUGAAGAUGGAAAAAUCAGUGGCGACAACCGUAUCGGCCAUGGAUGCUUUCGAGAAGUUGGAGAAGGUCGGAGAAGGCACUUACGGGAAGGUUUACAGAGCCAGAGAGAAGGCCACCGGCAAGAUCGUCGCCCUCAAGAAGACUCGUCUCCAUGAGGACGAGGAAGGCGUUCCUCCCACCACUCUCCGCGAGGUCUCCAUCUUGCGAAUGCUCUCCAGGGAUCCUCAUAUCGUCAGGUUAAUGGAUGUGAAACAAGGGGUGAAUAAGGAAGGGAAGACAGUUCUGUAUUUGGUGUUUGAGUAUAUGGAGACCGAUCUCAAGAAAUUCAUUCGUUCCUUUCGUCAAACUACAGAGAAAGUUCCUCUCGAUAUCGUCAAAACUCUGAUGUUCCAACUUUGCAAAGGUGUCGCCUUUUGCCAUGGUCACGGGAUCUUACACAGGGAUCUUAAGCCACACAAUCUUCUCAUGGAGCGAAAGACACUGAUGCUCAAAAUUGCAGAUCUCGGGUUAGCUCGAGCCUUCACUGUUCCACUUAAGAAGUACACUCACGAGAUAUUGACUCUCUGGUACAGAGCUCCUGAAGUCCUUCUGGGGGCUACUCAUUACUCAACUGCAGUGGAUAUGUGGUCUGUUGGUUGCAUAUUUGCUGAGCUUGUCACCACACAAGCACUCUUCCCAGGAGAUUCAGAGCUUCAGCAACUCCUACAUAUAUUCAGGUUAUUAGGAACACCUAAUGAGGAAAUGUGGCCAGGAGUAAGUAAGCUAAUGAACUGGCAUGAGUAUCCCCAGUGGAGCCCUCAAAGUUUGUCCAAGGCAGUUCCUAACUUGGACAAGGAUGGAUUGGAUCUGUUGUCGCAAAUGUUGCAGUAUGAACCUUCAAAGCGCAUCUCAGCAAAGAAAGCUAUGGAACACCCUUACUUCGAUGGUCUCAACAAGAAUGCUCUAUAACUUAACGAAAACCACGAGUGGGAUUGGAUUGGGGGGUUGCUGCUAUUUGGUUUCUAACAGUUUGGGUCGGUUAUCCGUAAGCUUUCUGGGGCUGCCGAUGUGUUUCGUUUCUAACAGUUCCGGUUGUUGUUGUUGCUAUUUGCUUCUCUCAAGCAUUAUAUUCUAGUUACUUAAUAGUUGGUAUUGUAGGAACUUGAUAAAGUGUGUGUAGUACAAGUAAUAUGCAAAUUUUAAUUGCCUUAAAUUGCGAGACUAUUUCAUUUUAUAGUAAAAUGGAAAAUACUGCAAAUGUAACAUGCUCAUAUUCGUUGAAUGGUUAAUUAUAAUUUCUGGUA
This is a messenger RNA of Humulus lupulus (European hop), 1413 nucleotides long. Its product is annotated as cyclin-dependent kinase B2-2-like. Gene Ontology annotation, biological process: regulation of gene expression; signal transduction; G1/S transition of mitotic cell cycle. NCBI's taxonomy places the organism in Eukaryota, Viridiplantae, Streptophyta, Magnoliopsida, Rosales, Cannabaceae. The coding region runs from base 137 to 1078 and encodes 313 amino acids. The transcript is spliced from 8 exons. Gene Ontology annotation, cellular component: cyclin-dependent protein kinase holoenzyme complex; cytoplasm; nucleus. Gene Ontology annotation, molecular function: cyclin-dependent protein serine/threonine kinase activity; cyclin binding; ATP binding. The record is from RefSeq and is a predicted model, not a curated record.